UUUUAAACAACUGGAACAGUAUCCGUAGCGAAUGUUUGUAGGUUUGUUUUUUUAUAUUGUCCAGCUUAACGGUUCGUAUAACAAGAAGCCUCCCCUCAGCCAGCACAGAUGGAGUUUGACUUCCGGGAACAAGCUGUCUAUUGAAUCGUGUUGGCUGUCAGAGCAAUACGCGCUCUAUGUGAGUUGGGGAAUAGGCUGCAGUCUACUCUAUGUUGCACUAAUAUCUUUACAUGUGAUGCAUUUUACUGCGGCUGACUUGAUCAGGUACACGGUCACUAAGCAACCAGCCCAAAUUGCUCAUUCUGCACCAAAAUGCAAGUCUAACUCGGUGGGAUUUUACUGAAAGGAUGGCUGUUCCCUGUGUUGCUGUUCUGAGCAGAUUCAUAGCCGAGUCGCUGGGAGAAUCAGUAGUUUCUUUGGUAUCCGAAUGCUGCAAGGAGAGCCUGGAUUUAAAUGGCUCAUGUCCCAUAACUCACAAGUGUAACCCAGGUAGAUGUUUCCGGCUCUGGGCAGAAGAUGGAAGCAGCACUUGCAUUAAAUGCAAAAAUGGAACAAGUUUGAGUUCAAUAGUCACACACAAUAUGACUGAGUGCAGAAACUUCACCUCUCGGACAGCAGACAUCCAUGUGAAUAUCAGCAGUACACCAUCUGUCCCACACAGCUUAGGAAACCCAGGCAUAGCAGCUUCUCUACUUCUGGGUACUCUCUUCAUCAGCCUAUUCCUCAUACUUUCAGUAGCCUCCUUUUUUUACCUCAAGCGCUCUCAGAGGCUACCAGAUAUAUUCUACAGAAGCAAUAAGCCUUCCAUCUUACAACCUAGUGAAAUGGCAUCCAUGAUUCCAAACCCCAAAUCUUCAGUCCGAAAGCCACGAUAUGUUAGACGUGAGAGGACAUUAACAAAAGCAGAUCCUGGGGUACUGAGAUCGCCUGUGGAGAGCAAAGUGAGCAACGUAUAAUUCUAAAGAUCCUCAGACUCAGCCAAGACUUCAUAUUCCUGUAUGGUACUUCAAAACCUCCUAACGAGAAGUCAGAGGAAGCCAGUAAGAAACACCAUUCCAGGAUAUGAGAAUGAACCACAUACAGAUCUUCCUAUGAAGUUUAGCCUCAUGCUUAACUGAACUGUGAACAGAUUCGGCCUCUUGCUGCCUGCACUGAAAUAUGAACAAUCCUUUAUCAAUUUGCAUUUUACUUGUACAAUUGUGUGCCAUAUUCCCCAAAGGCAAGGGAAAUUUAAUUGUUUAACUGACAGCAUAAAGACUGUACUGAAAUGGAGACCACAGCUUUAAAAGUGUCUUUGUGGAACUUUUUACAGCCACCUUUUUCUCUACCGAUGUCAAUUCAUUUUACAUGCGUUUUUUUGUUUUGUUUUAUAAUAAUAAUAUGAAUGGCUUUAAUAAAUUAAAAUAAAAUUAAUUUACUGUAAGCUAAGUGUUUUUCGAGCAAGAUGCAACUAGUGGUUAUAGAAGAACAUAUAUUUCUUUUUUGCCACACGUUUCUGAGCCUUAGAAAUGUAAUAGCGCUACUUUGGUAGCUAAUUAUAUUCUGUCAUCAUUGUUUUUUGGAAGUAGACAUGGGAAUUAAAAUAAGCUAUGCAGAAGAUACAAAAAGGUAGAUACUGGUUAUAAAAUAAUUGGGUGGAUCUGCUGGUGUUGUAAAAUAUGCAAGUGCACAAUUUUUUGUCUUAUUUUUAAAUGUAUUACAUUAUGCAAUCUACAGGUUAUUUUUUAUAGCAAUCUUACUAUACCAAUAGUUUCAAUCGAUGAUCAGAAUAAUAGUCAUUUGUAGUUGUAAUUUUAAUGAGUGAAAUAAAAUAAAUGAAUUCUACUCUGA
Messenger RNA from Bombina bombina (fire-bellied toad), 1830 nucleotides. RefSeq names its product chromosome 8 C1orf159 homolog (gene C8H1orf159). Bases 348 to 956 code for a protein of 202 amino acids. The transcript is spliced from 10 exons. Lineage: Eukaryota; Metazoa; Chordata; Amphibia; Anura; Bombinatoridae. The record is from RefSeq and is a predicted model, not a curated record.